This is a messenger RNA of Colletotrichum spaethianum, 1548 nucleotides long. Its product is annotated as FAD-dependent monooxygenase yanF. NCBI's taxonomy places the organism in Eukaryota, Fungi, Ascomycota, Sordariomycetes, Glomerellales, Glomerellaceae. Bases 1 to 1548 code for a protein of 515 amino acids. Gene Ontology annotation, molecular function: FAD binding. The transcript has 3 exons. The record is from RefSeq and is a predicted model, not a curated record.
AUGUUGUCAACCAAGAGUACGGCUGCCGCGCUACUAUCGCUGCUCAUGUUCGAUGGCGUGCAAGGACAAGCCCGAGUCAAUCAUACGCAUAAACUUAGUGGUUUCGCACCAUGUGACGCCCUUAUAACCGCCAACCUAUCCCACGCCGUGCACCUCCCGAGCUCCCCCUUCUACUCAUCCCUCGUUCUUGGCUCCUGGACCCUCGACACGCAGAGGUCCCCCUGGUGCUUCGUUGUCCCCAGCACCCCCGCCGAGGUUUCUCAAACCCUUACCGCUCUUCGAUCCGCCGGGGAUGGCGCGGGAGACUGGCAUAUAGCCAUCCGCAGCGGCGGACACGGGUCCGAUAACGCGAACAGUAUCGAGCAGGGCGUGAUCAUCGACUUGUCCCACUUGAACGCCACAACUUAUGACGCGGCGACGAACGUCGCAAGCGUUGGAACUGGAGCGCGAUGGGGUGAUGUCUAUGCUGAGCUGGAAAAGUCUGGGGUCAGUGUGACGGGCGGAAGAGAGGGUGCAGUGGGUGUUGGCGGGCUCCUGCUUGGUGGCGGGGUCUCGUGGCAUACGGCGCGAACGGGAUUCGCCUGUGACAACGUCGUCAACUAUGAGGUGGUGCUGGCGAGCGGGCUGAUCAUCAAUGCUAAUGCGACGGACCAUUCGGAUUUAUUUCGGGCGCUGAAGGGAGGCGGCAGCAACUUUGGCAUCGUCACCAGGUUUGAUCUUGCGGCAUUUCCGGCAACGAAUUUGACCAUCGAACGAAGAACCAUCGGCGUGGAGCACGCGGACGAGGUUGUUGACGCGGUUGUUGCGUUCACAGAUCUGGACCAGUCGUUUAAGGAUAACGCAAUGCUUGCAAUCAUGACCUACGAUCCAAGGGCUGAGGGCAUCACCAUAACGGUGACUGAGGUCAACACUAUGAACAAUGCCAACAGCACGGCAUUUGACGCCUUUAGUCAAUUCCCCACACUGGCUCCAGCUACGAAGGAUUCAUUGACUCUUUCUCAAUCUGCCAAUAGUUCUCAGCUGCCCGGGAACACACGGAACGUUGGAGCUGGACCCCUGACGAUCGCCAACGACCCAAGAGUUAUGCGCUACUGCAUUGAACAGCAUACCAGCCUUGUCGAAGACCUGAAAACCACCCUCGGGCUGCAAAAUUUCAGCAUAAUACUUGAUUUCCAGCCGCUCCCUUCAUACUUCGCAGAUAUCGGCGUACGGAAGGGAGGAAAUAUGCUUGGGCUAGAACGAAACCUGCGGAACAAGGUCCUUGUUGUACCGGGGGUCACUUUGCAAACCUCAAACAGUGAGAGCCAGUAUCCAGGGGUCUACCAACAGGUGGCGGCUAUGGCUCAGAGAAUCCAAGCAUUCGCAAAGUCGGUCGGAAGCAGCGAGGACUUCACAUAUCUAAACUAUGCGGACACAACCCAGGAUCCACUCGGGAGUUACGGCGCGGCCAACGUGAAGCAUAUCAGAAAAGUUGCGAACAAGUACGACCCUUACAGCUUUUUCCAGCGCAGGGUACCAGGCGGCUUCAAGAUCGACAGAGUCGUUUGA